Rubroshorea leprosula is the source of this 598-nucleotide messenger RNA. Lineage: Eukaryota; Viridiplantae; Streptophyta; Magnoliopsida; Malvales; Dipterocarpaceae. The record is from the annotation of a GenBank genome assembly.
AUAUACUUCUUUUUGGGAAAUUUUUUUUUUUUCUUCUUACCAUCUGGCGGGUUACAGAUCAUAUAUAUUUAUAUAUACUCCAUAUAUAUUCUUCUUCUCUUGCAUCCUAUCUCCUCCAAUUUCCUUUUUUUUUUUUUUUAAUCUAUAUAUAUUGAAAAUAAAGUUUUGGGUUUUGGGUCUAGAGGGGUUUAAUUUGUUUGAUGGGUGCAAACGUGUCUGGUGGUAGAUCGGAUUGUGACGGAGAUGGUUCUUUGUUGAGGAGGCCUAGAUUUGAUGAUAUACCGGAGAGUUGUGUGGCAUUGGUGUUGAUGCGGUUAGACCCGACGGAGAUUUGCAAUUUGGCUGGGUUGAAUCAGGCUUUCCACCGCGCUUCUCUAGCUGAUUUCAUAUGGGAAUCAAAAUUGCCUUCCAAUUACAGGUUCAUUGCAGAAAAAGCUCUUGGAGAUACAACUCUUUCGACGUUGAGCAAGAAGGAAAUUUAUUCCAGGUUGACCAAGCCCAACUCCAUUGAUGAUGCCACCAAGGUAUAUAUGUACACGUUCUCUAAUUAAUUCUUUUUUUUUAUUAUAAGAUAGAUCAAUAAAUUAAAUAUGUGGGG